Aspergillus homomorphus CBS 101889 is the source of this 2483-nucleotide messenger RNA. Its product is annotated as putative cell cycle checkpoint protein Rad17. The coding region runs from base 228 to 2483 and encodes 751 amino acids. Gene Ontology annotation, biological process: DNA repair; mitotic DNA replication checkpoint signaling; DNA damage checkpoint signaling. NCBI's taxonomy places the organism in Eukaryota, Fungi, Ascomycota, Eurotiomycetes, Eurotiales, Aspergillaceae. The transcript has 3 exons. Gene Ontology annotation, molecular function: chromatin binding. The record is from RefSeq and is a predicted model, not a curated record.
UGACGACUGGUCCCCCUCUCUAUCAACCGUCAUGGUGCACAAUUUCUUAACCCGGUCAUGAAUGCUGAUUACAAUUGGCUAACAGGCCGAUUUCCAAGUUGCACCUACUUAGUAUCCAACGUAGCUCGAUCACCGACAACGCGAGCCUGAGGAUUGGCAGAACAAACUAGUAGUAACCAGUCGGUUUCCUCGUCUGUCAAGCCCAAGGCGCACAAGUACUAGCGACGAUGAAACGCAAAGCACCCUCGGACAUUUCUUUAACACAACGCACUUUACUCGAUCAGCGCAGUAAUUCGGCAUCCGACCAACCACCUUCUGUUAAAGACGACCAUGCGAAAACAAGCAUAGCAACAGAGACACCGGGCACAUCUGACGAUGUCAUCGAGGAUGACUACGAUUCUUUCGACGAAAUAUUCACACAGCAUUUUUCGGGCGAUGGGACUAGUCUACAUGAUGAUAGCAGAGAUACGUCGAACUGUCCGGGAGACCCCCGUCUACCUCAGAUGGCAUUGCCCUAUAGCCAGAAAAAUGCUAGCACGACCAGACGCUUUGUCAUACCGCCCCUCUGUGAUCCUAAACCCCGGCAGUCACCUCAAAUCAAUACAAAUGGCGAAGACUUGCCGUGGGCUCAAAGAUUUGGUCCAACGAACCUCAGUGAACUAGCAGUACAUAAGAGAAAAGUCUCCGACGUGAGGGAUUGGUUAAAUAAUGCAUUGGACGGGACUGGUAAAAGGCUACUUGUCCUCCGUGGCCCUGCUGGAAGUGGAAAGACGGCCACAGUAUCUGUUUUAUCGGAAACCUUGGGGUUUGAUAUACUUGAAUGGAGAAACCCUACAGCAUCUAACGCUGUCACCAAUGUGCACAGUUCCAUUGCCUCACAAUUUGGUGAUUUUUUGGAGCGCGGCAAUGAGCUUCCAGGUCUCGAGCUUGACGGGCGCAGCGGCUCGUCUCAGAGUCAAAGCGCCGGCAACGAGAGCUACUCACAGCAACGGCGUAUAAUCGUGGUUGAAGAAUUCCCAUCACUAACAGCUCAGUCCUCUAGUUUGUUGGUUUUCAGACUCGCUGUUCAGCGGUAUCUUGCGAUAACAGCCUUAGCUCGGAAUAUGAGCGCACAAUCUUGCUCUCCUGUUGUCAUGAUUAUCUCAGAAACACUUCUCGACUCGGGCUCGUCUUUCCCAGAUAAUAUCACGGCUCAUAGAUUGCUGGGCUCGGCAAUUUGCAAUCACCCAGGAACAAGCAUAAUCGACUUCAAUAGUAUAGCUCCAACUUUCAUGUUCAAAGCCCUAAAUUUGAUCAUAGAGAAGGAAGGCCGCGUUUCUCAAUCGAAACGAGUUCUUUCCCCUGCGGUAAUGCGCAGCCUCUCACGAAGUGGGGAUAUCCGGAGUGCGACUUCCACACUAGAAUUUAUCUGUCUGCAAGCUGGUGAUCCCGCAGAGAGAACGAAAUCGUCCAGAUUUAAGCAUUCAUCCCGAGGAACUUCGAUUCUUACUCCGCUAGAGGAGAAGACCUUAGGGCUGAUAACCCAACGAGAGGCCAGUCUGGGAUUGUUUCAUGCCGUUGGGAAAGUUGUGUAUAACAAGCGUGACGAUCCAGGCUCCGAGGAAGACGCUCAACCUGUUAAGCCACCAAGCUACUUGCGGCAGCAUGACCGGCCUAGAAUAUCACAGGUCCAGGUUAACGAACUGAGGAAUGAGAUUGGUACCGAUGCACAAACUUUCAUCAGUGCGUUACAUGAGAACUAUGUUCUCUCUUGCAAUGGCGCCUCGUUCACAGAGUGCCUUGACGGUUGCACAAGUGCAUUGUCAGAUAGCGACUUGCUGUAUCCCAUCUUUAAAGGGUCAAGCAAGUUCUUUGUACAUGCAACUAGUACUAGCGCUGCAGUCGAGGCUUUACGACAACAAGAUAUCAGCUAUCAAAUUGCCGCACGUGGGCUACUAUUCGCUCUUCCUGAUCCGGUUACAAGAACCAGCUCAUUCAAUGAUGGUGCUGGGAGUGCAAGACAUGCCCAGCAACUUCUCUACCCGGCUCUGUUGCGGUCAUUCCAUGAUAAGGAGGAAAUCGAGGGCCUCGUAACUUUGUGGACAAGCAGGCUGCUGAACUCGAUUGGCCGACCUGCCCCUCGCUCAAUAUUAAAACCUGAUAAUAUUGAAACGAACGACAGCCAAGCUGUUGCAGCGACCAUGAUGUCGCGCAGUGACCUGUUACUCCACCAAUUGCCUUACAUGGCAUGUCUAGUCGAAGGGGCCAAGGAGUGUCAGGAGCUCGAGAAGAUCACAAGAUUCAGCAAGUGUAAGCUACAGGCGCCUGGCAAACCUAAGUUCUCUGUCGAAAUUGGUACCCCUGGUGCAACAAUUGAGCUGCCCGGGGAUACAUCGAAGUCAGGGGUUCGGGGCUACGGUACUACUCUGGAUGCCUGUCUAGCAUCUAUGGAUGAUGAGGAAGGGCUCACUCUCAGUGAUGAUGAGAUCAUAGAUGAUGGCUAA